AUGACAUCAUAAAACGCCACAGGAAAGAGCAAACAGAUGCCAGUGCCGUGGGGGACAGGCGAAGGCAGCAGGUCAAGAACAGGAAUUCAGCGUACGGGUAUGGGCGGCCCCGUUUCCGCACCUGGAUGCAGAGGAAUUUGCAAGGACCUAAUCGUUUUAGAAGAGGGUUUGGACAACAACAAUACAAUCGGAGACAAUUCAGGAAUACUGUGCCUGGUCCCAGGAGAAGAGCAGCUGCCGCAUUAAAUGGAGUGAGCCCUUUAAAUCGCCAGGCAUCGGCUCAAGAGGGCAACAAGAACAACGAUGCUUUCACCAAAAGCAGCAGCAGCGGGCAGCCGGAGGGACGGCGACGGCCACCCCCAGGUCCCAAGAGAUUCAGAGCAGCUGCUGCCAGCACCCACGCCCCGGGGAGAAGGCCUUUCCAGCUAAACAGGGGACCAGCCUUCCAGCAGAAGCGGAUGCAGCAGCGAUUCUCCAAAGCCAACUUUCAGAGAGGGCAGAUGGAUGCUAAUGGAGAAGAGAAACCACCAAGGAUGAGAAGGUGGCAAGUGAAACCCAGCCCCGGAGCAGUUCUGACGGUUUCUGUGGCUAAUCCCCAGGCGGGCCAGACUGGCGCGCCUGGAUCCAAGCGACCAUACCUGCGAAGCCAGAGGCCCCCGCCGCGGGUGGCCAAGCCCCAGCCCAAGGGGGUGCUGCUGAGAUUCAACUUCCGCGCGAUGGCCAACCAGACCAGCCUGACGCUGGAUGAGAGGUUCUCUGGUCUGAGGAAUAAGAGGCGCUUUACAGCAGCCAGGAGCGCCGGACGGACAGUCACCAUGCCUUAG
Molecule: messenger RNA, 824 nt
Organism: Fulmarus glacialis (Northern fulmar)
Lineage: Eukaryota; Metazoa; Chordata; Aves; Procellariiformes; Procellariidae
Product: UAP56-interacting factor-like
Exons: 8
Biological process (GO): mRNA export from nucleus
Molecular function (GO): mRNA binding
Source: RefSeq, a predicted model, not a curated record